Messenger RNA from Lolium perenne, 411 nucleotides. Lineage: Eukaryota; Viridiplantae; Streptophyta; Magnoliopsida; Poales; Poaceae. The record is from RefSeq and is a predicted model, not a curated record.
AUGAAGGUUCUGUACACGAAUUCAGCAGCUAGUGUUGAGGAGUGGAUCACCAAUGCUGAAGGUUCCCUCGAUUCUUCUGCUAGGAAGAUUGUUGGUCUUGAUGUUGAGUAUGACAAACUCAGUGGUACCUAUUUCAAUCCGAAGAAAGCUGCUGUGAUCCAGCUAUGUGUUGGCACCGAUGUUCUUGUGUACCACAUAUGCCAUGCUGAUGAGAGGAGUGAAAGUUUGGUUGAGUUUCUUCAUGGCUUUAGGUACAUUUUUGCUGGUUUUUGCACCACAGAAGACUGCAAAGUUCUCUCACGUUCAAAUCUCUAUGUUCAUAAUCUGAAGGAUAUCCAGGAAAUAUGGAGAGAUCCGGACAAAAAGAAGAAACUUCAAGGCCUCGAAGGAUGUUGUCUGGAGCUAUUAUAG